AGAAAUCGGGAGGAUGGGAAGGGAAGAGAUCCUCUUGGGCGUCUUCAUAUAAAUGCCGGCGGUGCUCGCGGUACGAGAUCACAUAGAUUUGAUCGUCAAAUCGACAGUCGUAUAUUGUACACAAAUCGCCGGCACCGGCACGAAUCGUCUUCAUCAUGCAGUAUCUAAUCUUGGCCUUUGCAAUCUUCAGCUGCGUCUUCGGACAAUUGGGACCUUUCCGCGGCUUUCCUAGCCAAAAUGCAUACAGACAAACGCCGAGACCCUAUCGACCGCAACCGCAACUACAACCGCAACCGCAAUAUACAUCUGUUGCAAAACCAUUUAUAGGCAUUCGUAGCCAACAGAAGGAUACAUCGCCGGACGGAUCUUACUCUUUCAGCUAUGAAACCGAGAAUGGAAUUUCAGUCUCCGAAAGUGGAUAUCCUCAAGUCGGACCUCAGGGUCAAACGGAGGUGGUCCAGGGCAGAUUCUCGUAUCCUGCACCUGACGGCACUCCCAUCACUAUCGAGUAUACAGCUGACGAGAAUGGCUUUCACGCUCAGGGUGCCCAUAUACCUACGCCGCCACCCAUCCCGGAGGCAAUUAAAAGAGCACUCGCGGCGAAUCCGCCCGGACCCGAUGACGAAAAGUACGAUCGGCAACCGUUUCAACAAAGAUUUAGCGGACCGGUGUACAACGCCAAUCCUUACCGAAGAUUCUAAUUUUGCCGCAUACUGUUCAAUCCGCAAAAUCUUUCACGACGCACUCACGACACAGCCAAGCGAAUCUGCUAGAUUCUAGACGGAAGCUCGUUAUAUACUAGAUAUCAUUGGCUUUGAAUCAUCUUCUUCCCAGCCUCUAAUCCGAAGUGAUACGUGUACAUAAGAUACAGUACGAAGGAUAUAACAACAAUAUCGACCCCUACAGAAAUAUAACUGUCGUUGUGCAAUAAAUCAGUAUAUAUUGUU
Messenger RNA from Cataglyphis hispanica, 947 nucleotides. Its product is annotated as endocuticle structural glycoprotein SgAbd-2-like. Gene Ontology annotation, molecular function: structural constituent of chitin-based larval cuticle. Gene Ontology annotation, cellular component: chitin-based extracellular matrix. The record is from RefSeq and is a predicted model, not a curated record. Lineage: Eukaryota; Metazoa; Arthropoda; Insecta; Hymenoptera; Formicidae. The transcript is spliced from 4 exons. Bases 156 to 701 code for a protein of 181 amino acids.